AUGGCUAAUUUUUCUUGCUUUCUUCUCGUUUUCCUCGUCCUUUAUUUCGCGAAUUCUUAUUCGAACGCGCAGAGUGUGCCGGCUAUGUACGUGUUUGGCGACUCCCUAGUUGACGUUGGUAACAACAAACACUUGUCGCUCUCCCUCCUUCGAGCAGAUUUCCCUCACAACGGGGUCGACUACCCUGGUGGAAAAGCCACUGGAAGGUUUUCCAAUGGCAAGAAUCCUGCAGAUUUCUUAGCUGAGAAGUUGGGUUUAACGACUGCACCACCAUAUCUUUCACAGCCCGACGACGUGUUUGUGAAAGGUGUAAGCUUUGCCUCGGGAGGAGCCGGAAUCUUCAACGCCACAAAUGAGGACGCUAUUAAACAAACAAUUCCAUUGCCAGUCCAACUCGGGUAUUUCUCUCGAGUACAUCAAAGACUAGUGAAACAACUAGGAACAGCCAGCGCCGAGGAGCACUUAUCCAAAUCACUGUUUCCAGUCGUAAUCGGGAGCAACGAUCUCAUUAACUUUUCCAAAUCCGGAAAUACCCCUCAACAAUUUGUUAAUCUCAUGGUUUCGUCUCUCAAAGAAGUGCUCAAGGGAUUGCAUGGUCUAGGGGCACGUAAAUUUUUGAUUGUUGGCACUGCACCAAUUGGCUGCGCCCCAAAGCAAAGAUUUCAAAGUACAACUAAUGAAUGCAAUGCAGAAGUAAACUCCUUGUCGAAAAAUUACAACCAAGGACUCCAAUCAAUGUUGCAAGACUUGAAAUCAGAGCUUAAGAACAUACACUACACUUAUCUCGAUACAUACAGUAUCUUUACAAACUUUAUCGACAAUCCCACAACUUAUGGUUUCAAUGAGACUAAGGCUGCUUGUUGUGGACUAGGGAAAUUGAGAGCCAGGGUUCCUUGCACCCCAGUUUCAGAAUAUUGUUCGAACAGAAGUAAUCAUGUUUUUUGGGACGUAUACCAUCCUACACAGACAACAGCUCGUACUUUUAUUGACAUUCUUUUUAGUAAUUCACAAGAAUAUGUAACCCCCAUUACUAUCCAACAAUUGACUGCUAUAUGA
Molecule: messenger RNA, 1056 nt
Organism: Fraxinus pennsylvanica
Lineage: Eukaryota; Viridiplantae; Streptophyta; Magnoliopsida; Lamiales; Oleaceae
Source: the annotation of a GenBank genome assembly